AUGUCUUCUCCUCUUGUCGGCUCCUCCCUCGGCCGGGCCGGUCUCUUCUCCGCACGGCGGUCCGCGUCGAGGAUUGCCCAUGCUCGGCCAAGUGCGCUCACAUCUCGUGCCCGUGCUCUGUCCAUGCCCAUGCCGACAACAUGUCAGAUGAGAAAUAGUUCUCACUCCCCCAUGGGUGCCGCCCCAUCCAACCCGCGCAAGAAGGUCACGCUCGGCACCUUGAAUUCGCUCUACAGGAAGGGGGAUCCCAUCACGGUCAUGACCGCCCACGACUUCCCGAGCGGUCACGUCGCCGACCACGCCGGCAUGGAGGUUGUCCUGGUCGGUGACAGUCUGGCCAUGGUAGCGUUGGGUAUGGUGGAUACGAGCGAGGUUGCAUUGGAGGAGAUGCUGCUCCAUUGCCGAUCCGUCGCACGAGCGACGCAAAGUGCCUUUACCGUCGGCGAUCUACCAAUGGGAUCGUACGAGAUCUCGCCCGAGCAGGCCCUCGGCACCGCCAUCCGCGUCAUCAAGGAGGGUCGGAUGCAAGCCAUCAAGCUCGAGGGCGGCCAGGAGAUGGCCCCGACCAUCCGCAAGAUUACCACGGCCGGCAUCCCCGUCCUCGGACACGUAGGCCUGACCCCCCAGCGGCAGAACGCCCUCGGCGGCUUCCGCGUCCAAGGCAAGACGAGCGAAAGCGCGCUCAAAAUUCUCCGCGAUGCGCUGGCGGUCCAAGAAGCCGGCUGCUUCGCCAUGGUCUUGGAGGCCGUGCCCGCCGAGGUUGCCGCGCUGAUCACCAGGAAGCUUUCCGUGCCGACCAUCGGCAUCGGCGCCGGCGCCGGCUGCUCCGGUCAGGUUUUGGUCCAGACCGACAUGGUUGGCAAUUUUCCACCCGGCCGUUUUCUUCCCAAGUUCGUCAAGCGUUACGGCGACGUCUGGAGCGAAUCCAAGCGGGCCAUCGAGGCGUACCGUGACGAGGUCAAGAGCCGACAGUACCCAGCGCCGGAGCACACCUACCCCAUAUCUGGGGAGGAAUUCGAAGCAUUCUCGAAAGCCGUCGAGGACGUCUGA
Messenger RNA from Drechmeria coniospora, 1050 nucleotides. Its product is annotated as putative ketopantoate hydroxymethyltransferase. Gene Ontology annotation, biological process: pantothenate biosynthetic process. Bases 1 to 1050 code for a protein of 349 amino acids. The transcript has 2 exons. Gene Ontology annotation, cellular component: mitochondrion. The record is from RefSeq and is a predicted model, not a curated record. Gene Ontology annotation, molecular function: magnesium ion binding; 3-methyl-2-oxobutanoate hydroxymethyltransferase activity. Lineage: Eukaryota; Fungi; Ascomycota; Sordariomycetes; Hypocreales; Ophiocordycipitaceae.